AUGAGUUCAAAUCGUCAUUGGAUGUAUACACGUAUUAGAAAUGGUCUUCUCACCGAAGAGUUUUUGGCUGGUCUUGAAACUUUCAUCCAAUUUGCUACUAGUCAACAUAGUUGGAUGGACGGGGAAAGAAUUAAGUGUCCAUGUAAUCAACGCAAGUGUCAAAACACCAAGUAUUUAGAUGUGCCUACCGUGAAAUACCACUUAGCAAAAUAUGGAUUUGUGUCAGACUACUAUGUUUGGCGCUUCCAUGGCGAGUACAAUGUCAAUUUAGAUGUUGAUCAAGACGUUGGUGGCCCACCUCAAGUGGCUAGUGAAGAAGCAUCUAAUGCUUACCAAACAAUGGUUAUGGAUGCUGCUGGUCCUGAAUUUAAUGUGGAUGAAAUAGAAGAAUCUCCAAAUCCUGAGGCCCAAAAGUUUUAUGACAUGCUGAAAGCUGCAGAUCAAGAGUUGUGGCCUGGGAGUAACAAACACUCGCAGUUGUCUCUUAUAGCUCGACUUGUGAGCUUGAAAUCAGAGAAUCACAUAUCAGAAAAAUGCUUCAAUCAAUUCACUGAACUUUUGAAAGAAGUUGUUCCGGAGGAUAAUCUAGUUCCUGACAACCUCUACGAAACCAAAAGGCUAUUACGGGGUAUGGGAUUGCCGGUUCAGAAGAUUGAUUGUUGCAAGAACAACUGCAUGAUAUAUUGGGAGUCAGAUAUAGAUAUGACAACGUGUAAGUUUUGUGCCCACCCUCGAUUUAAACAAACUUCUCGUGGUACUACAAAACGACAGAAAACUAAUGUAGCAUACAAAAAAAUGUAUUACUUUCCUUUGGUUCCUCGACUGCAGAGGUUGUAUGCAUCUAAUGCUACAGCAAAUGAUAUGAAGUGGCAUGCAAAUUCAGUUGAAGAUGGAAUCAUGCGUCAUCCCUCAGACUCGCUUGCUUGGAAGCAUUUUAACGACACUUAUCCUGACUUUGCAUCUGAAAUUCGAAAUGUCAGGUUAGGUCUGUGCACCGAUGGUUUUCAACCAUUUGGACAAUCAAGGCAACAAUACUCCUCAUGGCCUGUGAUACUUACAACGUACAACUUGCCUCCUUGGAUGUGUAUGAAGGAGGAGUAUAUGUUCUUGACCGUAUUGGUUCCAGGUCCAAAAAAUCCAAAAGAGAAGAUAGAUGUUUUUUUACAACCGCUUGUUAUGGAGUUAAACCAAUUAUGGGAAGUCGGUGUUCAAACAUAUGAUAUUUCAAAGAAGUAG
Messenger RNA from Ipomoea nil (Japanese morning glory), 1236 nucleotides. RefSeq lists its product as uncharacterized. The record is from RefSeq and is a predicted model, not a curated record. The transcript has a single exon. The coding region runs from base 1 to 1236 and encodes 411 amino acids. NCBI's taxonomy places the organism in Eukaryota, Viridiplantae, Streptophyta, Magnoliopsida, Solanales, Convolvulaceae.